Molecule: messenger RNA, 891 nt
Organism: Chaetura pelagica (chimney swift)
Lineage: Eukaryota; Metazoa; Chordata; Aves; Apodiformes; Apodidae
Gene: FNDC11
Product: chromosome unknown open reading frame, human C20orf195
Exons: 1
Coding region: 1-891 (296 amino acids)
Molecular function (GO): protein binding
Source: RefSeq, a predicted model, not a curated record
AUGGCUGGGAUUUUGAAUGAAUUUGAAACCAGCUCAGAGGCUACUGCCUGCAGUCAAGAGCAACAAGACAAUGCCAGCUGGGAGAAGUAUUUGGAAAGGAAAAACCUGGUUGUGCAAGCCCUGCACACUGACCUGAGCCUCCACCACCUCCAGGACCAGCAGAACAAGGCUGAGCUGCUGAAGAAGUGUUACUUUUACCUGGAGGUUGAGCCCACACACGUGAGUGUGAUACAAGAGAACGACUUGAUCUUUCACACCGACAUCUUCCAACUCAUCGACAACUGCCGCUUCCAGAAGGUGCGGGAGGUGGGGAAAAAACAGAUUGAAAUCCUGCUGUUGCUUUCAGCUGAGCUGCUGGAACAGCUGGAACGAGGUCGGGAGGAGCUGAUCUGUUACAUAGAGACCUGUGACAUGGGAACUUUCCUCUCCCAGUGGGACUUGAUAAGGCAGAGAAUGUUCAAGCUCUCCCAGUAUAUGAAAACUCUCCUUUCCUUGAAAGUGCCAGAAAAUCUCUACGUCAAGCACCAUUUGGUGUCACACGCAGAUCUUGGAGGCCUUGGGCUCCCCAACAUCAGCCUCACUCUCCGUACAAAGAAGCCACUGAUUUUUGAUCGGAAAGAAUCAUUUGCAUGCAAAGACCGUGCCAAGCUCAAGUGGUGCACUGAAAACCCAGAGUCACACCUCGAAAAGUAUGAGCUGCACUUCCAGCUGCUGACGGGGAGCCAGACAGAGAUGGGAUACCGCGGGUUUCACGUUGUCUCCUCUGACACCUGCAUGGUCCAGAACCUGCAGCCUGGCAGGACAUACAAAUUCACGAUUAGAAGACCAGUCAGUCCCACAUUUGUCUUGGAAGAAUGGCACGACAGCAUCAUAUUGAAGACAAAAACCUGA